This is a messenger RNA of Mustela erminea (ermine), 1823 nucleotides long. It is a transcript of the gene SEC22A, whose product is annotated as SEC22 homolog A, vesicle trafficking protein. Gene Ontology annotation, biological process: endoplasmic reticulum to Golgi vesicle-mediated transport. The transcript is spliced from 7 exons. Lineage: Eukaryota; Metazoa; Chordata; Mammalia; Carnivora; Mustelidae. The record is from RefSeq and is a predicted model, not a curated record. The coding region runs from base 463 to 1386 and encodes 307 amino acids.
CCUAGGCUAUUUAGGUGGCCCAGAGAGCUUGACGUGGCAUUUACUGUUUUUUUAAAGGCAGGGUGGGAUUUGAACUAGUGGCUUACUUUGCGUUUUGUGGGGAUUUAAUGGGCAUUGAACCCAGAGAUUUGGCCGCGUUCGCCAUCAGAAACCUUUUAAGGUCCUGUUAAUGACACUUUGAGAGCGAUAUGGCUUAAAGGAGACCUGAGCAAUUGGCUCGACAGGUGGAAGAGGGCUCCGGAAUUGGAGGCCGAGCUCCAGCGUACUUGAAUCUCUCUCUGCCAGCGAAAGCAGCUUUGGACUUUUCUCCGCCUUAGUUUCCUGGAUCAUCCGCUGGGGCUGUUGGAGAGCUUGAGAACCAGUCUCUCCUACGCGUGUACAGCCAAGGCAAAGUCCAGGGCUAGAGUGUCAGAGGGGCGAGAUGUUGUGAUCCCAGCUAACAGGUCUCCUCUGCUGGUUGAAAUGUCCAUGAUUUUAUCUGCAUCAGUCAUUCGUGUCAGAGAUGGGCUGCCACUUUCUGCUUCUACUGACUAUGAACAAGGCACAGGUGUGCAGGAGUGCAGAAAGUAUUUUAAAAUGCUCUCAAAGAAACUUGCUCAGCUUCCUGAUAGAUGUACACUGAAAACUGGACAUUAUAACAUUAAUUUUAUUAGCUCUUUGGGAGUGAGCUACAUGAUGUUGUGCACUGAAAAUUACCCAAAUGUUCUGGCCUUCUCUUUCCUGGAUGAGCUUCAGAAGGAGUUCAUUACUACUUAUAACAUGAUGAAGACAAAUACUGCUGUCAGACCAUACUGUUUCAUUGAAUUUGAUAACUUCAUUCAGAGGACCAAGCAGCGAUAUAAUAAUCCCAGGUCUCUUUCAACAAAGAUAAAUCUGUCUGACAUGCAGAUGGAAAUCAAGCUGAGGCCCCCUUAUCAAAUUUCCAUGUGUGAACUGGGGUCGGCCAAUGGAGUCACAUCUGCAUUUGCUAUUGACUAUAAAGGUGCUGGUAAGAUUUCUUCUGCUCACCAGCGACUGGAACCAGCGACUCUGUCAGGGAUUGUGGCAUUUAUUCUCAGUCUUUUAUGUGGAGCUCUGAAUUUAAUUCGAGGUUUUCAUGCCAUAGAGAGUCUUUUGCAGAGUGAUGGUGAAGAUUUUAAUUACAUUGUUGCAUUUUUCCUUGGAACAGCAGCCUGCCUUUACCAGUGUUAUUUACUUGUCUACUACACCGGCUGGCGGAAUGUCAAAUCUUUUUUGACUUUUGGUUUAAUCUGUCUGUGCAACAUGUAUCUCUAUGAACUGCGCAACCUGUGGCAGCUUUUCUUUCACGUGACUGUGGGAGCAUUUGUUACACUGCAGAUCUGGCUAAGGCAAGCCCAGAGCAAGGCUCCUGAUUACGAUGUCUGACCCCAUCCUUCAGACAUACUGACCUGGCCUCCAGGGGAAAAGGAGGGAGCGUAUCUUAACUGCCACUGUGAUGAAGAAACUGUUCACCACACUCGAGGAGCUCUGCUUUCUUUCUCGCCAGCUAUCCUUUUUGUUUUAAGUCCGCAUGGCAUGCCUGGGAGCGUGCAGCACCCGCUAGGCAAACUCCUCAUGUUAGUCAUGGGAUUAUUAUUCAGAGGAGGAGGAGGCUUCUCUCUCCAGGGCCACGAUCGUGGAAGAACAGUCAGAAGCCAUUUGGAGACUUGGCCAGCGGUCCUUACUCCUUCUGAAGAGUUCAAUCAAAAAAUGUGUGUGGUACAUGCUCUGAGGACCAAGCGGGAACUCUACAGUCUGGGUUCGCCUUUGUGAGGCAUGAGUAUAGCCCAAAUAAAAACAUGCUGUGGAGUUUGUGUUUAAAA